Messenger RNA from Syngnathus acus (greater pipefish), 1219 nucleotides. RefSeq lists its product as uncharacterized. The record is from RefSeq and is a predicted model, not a curated record. The transcript is spliced from 5 exons. Lineage: Eukaryota; Metazoa; Chordata; Actinopteri; Syngnathiformes; Syngnathidae. The coding region runs from base 88 to 996 and encodes 302 amino acids.
GCGCAGAACAGGUUGGUCCACAAAUAGACCAACACUUCGUUUGCAAGAGCAGGCAGCCAUAAAAGAAACUCGCAGUUGACAGACGACAUGAGGCCAAAAUCUUUCCAACUCUUCCCGUUGCUGGGCUCACUGCUGCUGGUGCUGCCGUUGGCGCUCGAGUGCAACGCCAACACCUUGUCCAGGUGCGAACUGCGAGACCGGCUGAGACAGAACGUCUCGGCGGCACUCUCGGAACGCAACCAGAACCAAACGGACCAGGUUUUGCUCAUGCUUGUGUGCCACCUGGAUAAGAUCUCCGGCCUGAGCACAAGCAAAGUGCACGUUCUCGGUGAACGUGCCACCACCACCACCGCCGCCACCACCACCACGACUGUCUCCACCACACCUGCCAAUCAAACCAUCAUUGGCAACCAAACAGUCAACUCUAACCAAACACUCAAUGGGGCCAACGACACAAACGGAGGCAAUGACCUAGACCAGGAAGACCAAGCUUUAGGUGAGGACCAAGAAGGAGAAGAAGAAGAAGAAGAACCUCCGGCGGAAGAUGAAGAAAACUAUUACGCUGUGGUAGACGUAGAAGAAGCUUAUGAAGAGGAGGGCGAGUACCUUUACGUGGCCCAGGAAACCAACACUCACUUUUACGACUGGUUGAAGCUGUUGGAAAAUCUGAAUGAAGAAGACAUCCAGUUUGAUGAAGAAAUGCUGGCCGUGGCCAACGACCAAGUGUGCAACGCUGACGGCGACUCCGACGAUCACAAGAACGACAUGGAUUGGUCGUUGGGCAAGCACGGCAUCUUCCAGUUCUCGGACGGCUUCUUCUGUCAGACAACUGCUCGGUGUAGCAUGAACGUGUGCAACAGCACUUGCGGCGUGUUCACCGAUGACAACAUCACAAACGACCUGGAGUGCUUGUUCCGCACUAAUUAUUGGUGGUACUUGCUGAUGACAGCGGGGCCUAAUUGCUACCAACCUGACUUUUUUAACGAGUGCAAUUGAGCCGUCACUUACAAUGUACACUUUUUCUUUGCAAAAUAUUCAUUGCUAAUUUUGAUAUUACCAACAUCAUGCGUUAUUUUUCGUAAAAAUGCAACUUGCCUGUGUAUGUUUCGAUUAACUUUUUAUUGGCUGACACGAAUGAUCAGCGAUGAUGGAAAAACAACUAUUGUAAACAAAUCAAUAAAGAGAGAAUCAAUAAAAGGCGUGCCGCCACUCAAAAGGA